This is a messenger RNA of Trichosurus vulpecula (common brushtail), 2691 nucleotides long. RefSeq names its product vomeronasal type-2 receptor 26-like. NCBI's taxonomy places the organism in Eukaryota, Metazoa, Chordata, Mammalia, Diprotodontia, Phalangeridae. The transcript is spliced from 6 exons. Gene Ontology annotation, cellular component: membrane. The coding region runs from base 19 to 2691 and encodes 890 amino acids. Gene Ontology annotation, molecular function: G protein-coupled receptor activity. Gene Ontology annotation, biological process: G protein-coupled receptor signaling pathway. The record is from RefSeq and is a predicted model, not a curated record.
GGCUUAAAGAUUUAUCUGAUGUUCAGGGAUGUGUGUAUUCCUGUUCAGAGAAUGAUUUCUCUGUUGCUUUCUGUCCUGCUCCUGUUACUCCUGCUGAAGCUUUCAGCCUCUGAGAAUAGGACAGAGAAGGCACCCUGCUUCCCUCAAAUCAGUCCCAUACUUGUCAGAAAUGGGGAUUUCAUGAUUGGGACUUUUCUCCCCAUGUAUUCAGUUGAAGUGAGCAGUGUCACAGGAGCAGGACUCUUUGGAAGUAAACCUGACAAGAACUGUCAGAAUUAUAAGUGGCUAUACAAAAAUUACCAACAAGCUCUGACCCUAAGGUUUGCUGUAGAGGAGAUCAACAAGAACCCUAACCUGUUGCCCAACCUCACCCUGGGAUUCCACCUCUACAACACCUACCACAGUGAUGAGAGGACUUUGGAGAGCUCCCUGCCGUGGCUGUCUGCGCAUAGCCAGCUCCUACCUAACUACAGCUGCUGGGAGCAGGACAAGUCUGUAGCUGUUAUUGGAGGAGCCACAUCAGCUCUGUCUGUCCAGAUGGGGACCCUGCUGGAACUCUACAAAUAUCCACAGAUCACCUUUGGGCCAUACGAUCCCAUCCUGUGUGACAAGGUUCACUUUCCUUCUCUUUACCAGAUGGCCCCCAAGGACUCUUCCCUACAUAAAGGUCUGGUCAGACUUAUGACUCAUUUUGAAUGGACAUGGGUAGGUCUGGUGACAGUGGAUGAUCUGAGAGGUGAGGAAUUUCUUCAGGAAAUAAUUUUGGAGAUGGAAAAUAAUGGUGUCUGUGUGUCCUUCACAGAAAAGAUCCCUGUUAGUGAGAGAAGCCACACAGAAUCACAAGUGGCAUUCAUGCCCAAGAUCAUUGCAUCAACAUCUAAAGUGAUUUUCAUUCAUGGGGACACAGAUUCGUUAAUGAUCUUGAGAUAUUCACAAACUCCUCCUGUCACAAUUGCUAAGGUAUGGGUCAUCACCUCUCACUGGGACAUUACCAUGAGACCACAAUUUAUUGAUGGUUAUAUAUUCCAUGGGGCUCUUACAUUUUCACACCUAACAAAUGAUGUUCCAGGUUUUAAGCAUUUCCUCAGGACUGUGAACCCUGCUAAAUAUUCGGAGGAUAUUUUACUGAAAGAAUUUUGGUACUCAGCAUUUUUAUGUACAGAUGAAAUUGAAAAGUUGGAGCAAGAGAAAUGUUCAUCAAAUGCCUCAUUGGAGACUUUGCCUUUGCUUUACUUUGACAUGACCAUGUCUGACUUGAGUUACAGCAUCUACAAUGGUGUCUAUGCUGUGGCUUGGACCCUUCAUGAAAUGUUUUUGAUCAAAUCAGAAGAAAGAUCCAUGGUAAAGGGAGAAAGCUGGGUGCCUCAUCCAUGGAAGCUCCACUCAUUUCUAAAGAAUAUACAGUUUAACAACAGUGCUGGUGACCAGGUGUUCAUGGAUGAGAAUAGAAACCCUGAGGCUCAAUAUAACAUCCUGAACUAUGUAAUUACUGUGGAUACUGAUGCUCUGGUGGAAGUUGGACAGUUUAUCCCCAAGGCUGAGACUGGUCAAGUUUUCAACAUUAAUGAGGAGGCCAUAGUGUGGGGCCAGACAUUUUACGAGAUUCCCUGUUCCACGUGCAGUGAAAGCUGUGGUCCUGGGUUCAGGCAAACUCCAUUGGAAGGAGAACCCAUCUGCUGUUUCAAUGGUUCUCUGUGCCCUGACGGGGAGAUCUCUGAUCAGAUGAAUAUGAAGCAUUGUGUGAAGUGCCCAGAAGAUGAGUAUCCAAACAAGGAAAGAAAUCAAUGCCUCCCCAAAGUUGUGACUUUCCUGAAUUUUUCAGAACCUUUGGGGAUGGCACUAAUCUGUGUGGCUCUUUCUUUCUCUCUAAUGACAGCUCUGAUUCUCUGUAUAUUUGUGAAGUUUCAAGACACAGCCAUAGUGAAAGCCAACAACCGAUCCCUCAGUUACACUCUCCUCAUCUCCCUCAACUUCUGUUUCCUCUGCUCCUUGCUCUUCAUUGGCCAUCCAACGUCAGUCACCUGCCUCCUUAGACAAACAACCUUUGGGAUUGUGUUCACUGUAGCCAUGUCCUCCAUUUUCGCCAAAACCAUUAUGGUAGUCCUGGCUUUCAGGCUUACAACACCAGGGAACAGAGGUAGAAUGUGGGUGCAAUCCAGAGUAUCCAACGCUGUUGUCAUUAUCUGUUCUGGGAUUCAAGUGAUUCUCUGCGGCAUCUGGUUAGGAAUCUCUCCCCCUUUCCCAGAGAGUGAUAUACACUCUGAACCAGGACAGAUCAUCAUUGGGUGCAAUGAAGGUUCUGUCACUGCCUUCUACUCUGUCCUGGGCUACGUGGGAUUCCUAUCAUUGUGCAGUUUCACAGUGGCUUUCCUGGCUAGGAACCUUCCUGACACCUUCAAUGAAGCCAAGUUCAUCACAUUCAGCAUGUUGGUGUUCUGCAGUGUCUGGGUCUCCUUCCUCCCAACACACCAAAGUGCCAAGGGCAAGGCCACAGUUACUGUGGAAAUCUUUUCCAUCCUGGCAUCCAGUGCUGGGAUACUGAGCUGCAUCUUUAUUCCCAAAUGUUACAUGAUUCUGCUUAGACCAGACAGAAACACUCAGGAAAGUAUCAAGAAUAAAGUAGACCAUAGGGGCAGGAAUCACUCUACAUCAGCGUCUGCUAAUUUCUUCCAGAAUCAUAACCAAUUUUAA